UAUCCCCGCCGACUGCGAAAAUUACGUGUAGUUCCUGAAUGCGACAUGAAGGCGGCGGCGGCGGCACCUUUUGAUGUUGAGAGAAGCUCAACUUUCUGCGAAUCUUUCAGGCGUAUGGGGCAAGAAGAGGACAUCUUGUGGGAAUCGCUGAUCUCGUCUGUGAAAAGGAAGAGAAAGAAAGAGCCAAAGAAGGGCAAAAGCAUCUCCAAAAUCAAAUGCAACAUUCCCGAAAAGACAAAUGGGAGCGAUGAGAAGAGCAAGCAAAAAGAUGCAAAGCAAAGAAAAAAAGACAAGAAGAAGGAGAAGAAGAAGGAGAGGAGGAAAUGCGUUGCUUUCAAGACAAAUGAAAUUUUCAUGUCCAGCACCAACGAGUCCAUACUGGUAGGGGACACCCACAACAAAAGCAAAAAUAAAAGGAAAGUUGGUUUCGAUUUGUCGUCCAGCCGCAUUCUUGUUAAACGUCCCAACUCUGCAUCUCCAUCUCCAAUGUUGUCACAAGACAAGGUGUAUUCUCAGGUGAGUCAUCAUCACCAAUGUCGAGAAGAAGAUUCUCAGCUGGAGGACUUCAACAGCCAGGACUUGUUCAUCACCCAAAAGACUUUCGGACCGUCCAGCUCCGAAUCUAGCGGUGAGGGCGCCUCCAAAGCCACGUGGACACGACACGCAGAUACACCACGCAGCUCUCUGGAUGGUGUGGAACACCUGCAGAAGCAUCCCAGGAACAAGAAGCGGGUGCAUCGACUGAAGAAGCAAAACAAGAAGUGUUCCUUCCACACAGGAGGUGGGUCCAGCCCAGGUCUUGUCUCACAUACUGCCAAGGCCCGUCCUCAGGUGGAUGAGGGGGCCGCUGCAGACGUGUCUCCAAAGGUAGCCAAGCUUUUAGUCCAGCAGACGUCCCUUAGACAAACGGUGAGCACCUCCACGCAGACACAGAACUUCUUCACCGCUCUGUACUCUUCCUACCUCUGCUUCCGCAAAACAAGACUGUGCGCUGAAGACGUCCACCCUCUGGACCUCAGCCUGCCGCAUCGAGCCAGGAGACACCUUGGCAGGUGCGUGGAAGGAAGUGAUGAUGUCACCGAGGGGCGUGAGGAGCAAGCGGGCUGUGAUCCUCUGUCCCAUCCAAUGAUAGAGGAGAAGACAGAAGCUGAUUUUGGACAAGAAGGUUGUGUCCGAGCCAAGAGGAAAGAGGACACAACCCCAAGUCCUCUGUCCGAAUCCGAGACCAAGUCUGUGGACACCAACACCUCCAGCGACUGCAACCAAGCGUCCUGCCGCAGCAGAAAGUUGGACCCCAUCCAGGUCAGACCCGUCCAGAUGAGACUGAACGAGUCGUUUUUCUUUAAGGCCAAAGGGGACGGACUUUCGCCCAGACCCGAGUCACCGCUCAUGAAACUCGCCGAGGGCAGAGUCGGCGAGCGGGACGUGAAAGGCAAGAAGAGACACUGACAAGUUAGCAGUUGUUUGUCAUGUUUUCUGACGUUCAUUGUCUCAGAACAAAACGUUACUCGUGUUGAAAAAUGGAGGGUAGCGUGGGGAUUCGCUGCUCGUCAUUAACGUCCUUACUUUUAAUGCAUGGAUAAGGAAGUAAUUACAUGUUCAAGUUAACCUGAGAUACUUUUGAUUUAUGUUAUUGUGUUGUUAAAACAUUAUUAAGGCUUUUACGGAAUUAAUAAAGCAGAUGUUAUGGUAUUGAACGUGUUUGAUUAGGGCUAGUAAUAGCUGUUGAACUGCUACAGUAUAUUUAUUAUUGAUAUUCCAUGCAUUUCCUUGCAUUUUUGCAUUUUUGAGGGCCUCAACAUACACGAAAACUCACCAAAGUUUGCAAGCACCUAAGUAAAAGUUGGAUACUUGAACACCAAUGCUUAAACAACAGUAGCGCCCCCUGUACAUUAAAAGAGCCUAUUAAAUGAAUC
Entelurus aequoreus (snake pipefish) is the source of this 1916-nucleotide messenger RNA. RefSeq lists its product as uncharacterized. The transcript has 3 exons. NCBI's taxonomy places the organism in Eukaryota, Metazoa, Chordata, Actinopteri, Syngnathiformes, Syngnathidae. The record is from RefSeq and is a predicted model, not a curated record. Bases 46 to 1449 code for a protein of 467 amino acids.